Messenger RNA from Aspergillus fischeri NRRL 181, 1659 nucleotides. RefSeq names its product gamma-glutamyltransferase. The coding region runs from base 1 to 1659 and encodes 552 amino acids. Gene Ontology annotation, molecular function: glutathione gamma-glutamate hydrolase. The transcript has 6 exons. Gene Ontology annotation, biological process: glutathione catabolic process. Gene Ontology annotation, cellular component: plasma membrane. The record is from RefSeq and is a predicted model, not a curated record. NCBI's taxonomy places the organism in Eukaryota, Fungi, Ascomycota, Eurotiomycetes, Eurotiales, Aspergillaceae.
AUGGCGCACCCAGCCACUGUUGCAUUCUUCUCCUUUAAAUACCCCGGUCGGAGUGAGCGAUUCAUCCCAGUCGGUGGCGCGCAGACCGGAUCGAGUUACAACAAUGUCCGGACAUCUAAGGGCCGCGUUCUUGGUCACACUACUACUCCUGAUGUUGGUCAUACAUGUACCAAAUGCAUGUACCAUAGUGGGAUUGGGGGUGGUGGCUUUAUGCUAGUCCGGGCUCCUAAUGGCUCCUUCGAGUUCAUCGACUUCCGUGAGACGGCUCCGGCUGCCGCAUUCGAGGAGAUGUUCAAUAACUCGACUCACGCAUCUACAAUUGGUGGCUUAGCUAGUGGCGUGCCUGGCGAGCUGCGUGGAUUGGAGCAUCUUCACAAGAAGUAUGGUUUAUUGCCGUGGUCGGUCCUGGUGCAACCUGCAAUCAGGACAGCUCGUGAGGGCUUCCCCGUUGGCCAGGAUCUAGUGAAGUACAUGAAAUCGGCUGUUGGUGACGGCAAGGACUUUUUAGUCGAGAACCCGACAUGGGCGCUCGACUUUGCUCCCAAUGGCACCCGGGUUGGACUGGGAGACAUCAUGACUCGGAGGCGCUACGCUGAUACGCUCGAAACCAUCGCAAACAAGGGACCGGAUGCUUUUUACUCAGGACCGAUCGCGGAGACAAUGAUCAACGCGCUGCAGGCCGCGAAUGGUACCAUGACAAUGGAGGAUUUGCGCAACUAUACUGUAGCCAUUCGAAACGUAUCACAGAUCGAUUACCGGGGAUACCAGAUCACAAGCACAUCGGCUCCCUCAAGCGGUACUGUUGCCAUGAGUAUUCUGAAGAUUCUGAGUACUUACGAUGGCUUCUUCGUCCCGGAUAAUGUGAACUUGAGCACACACCGACUGGACGAAGCCAUGCGUUUUGGGUACGGUGAGAGAACUAAUCUCGGCGACCCUCUCUUCGUCGCUGGGCUGGAUGAGUAUGAAGAAAACAUGUUGAAGCAAUCCACCAUUGAUGAAAUCCGACGAAAGAUUUCCGAUUACCGCACACAGAAUGUGUCUGCCUACAAUCCGCAAGGAAUUGAGAGUCUGAAUGAUUCGGGUACAUCACAUGUGGUAGCGGCAGAUCAUACAGGCCUGGCGAUCUCCCUCGUCACAACCAUUAAUACCCUCUUUGGCAGCCAAGUCAUGGUUCCUGAAACCGGAAUCAUAAUGAACAACGAAAUGGACGAUUUCUCCGUUCCUGGAAAAUCCAAUUCUUUUGGAUAUGCUCCUUCAAAGGCGAACUACAUUCGCCCUGGAAAGCGUCCACUGUCUUCCAUCACACCCGCCAUAGUCACACGUCCGGAUGGAAAGUUAUUUUUCCUCGCUGGCUCCGCUGGUGGUAGCCGGAUUAUAACAGCCACCGUGCAAAAUAUAAUUCGCGUUAUUGACCAAGGACUAUCGGCAGCGCAGGCAUUGGCUCAACCCCGUUUGCACGAUCAGCUAAUACCAAAUCAGGUCAGCUUCGAGUAUACCUAUGACAAUUCAACCGUCGAUUUCAUGAAGUCUCGUGGUCAUAAUGUGACUUGGGUCGCUCCAGGUCAGAGCACGGCGCAGGCCAUCCGGGUUCUCCCGAAUGGGACAUUUGACGCCGCUGGAGAGCCCAGGCAGUUAGAUUCGGGCGGCUUCUCGAUUUGA